Ochotona curzoniae (black-lipped pika) is the source of this 1521-nucleotide messenger RNA. RefSeq names its product nerve growth factor receptor (gene NGFR). The transcript is spliced from 6 exons. The record is from RefSeq and is a predicted model, not a curated record. Gene Ontology annotation, molecular function: coreceptor activity; death receptor activity; nerve growth factor binding. Bases 151 to 1416 code for a protein of 421 amino acids. Gene Ontology annotation, biological process: Rho protein signal transduction. Gene Ontology annotation, cellular component: cell surface; plasma membrane. NCBI's taxonomy places the organism in Eukaryota, Metazoa, Chordata, Mammalia, Lagomorpha, Ochotonidae.
AGCCGAGGUUCGGCCAGCUCCAGCGCACAGGCGGGAGGGCACGAAGAGCGCAGCACGGCGCAGCCCUAUCCGAUAGCAGAGCGGACCGCGCUUGAAGCCGAGCGCUGCUGCGAGAGGCCGGCGAUCGGGACAGGUGCCGCUGGCUGCGCCAUGGACCGAUCGCGCCUGCUGCUGUUGCUGUCGCUACUGUUCCAGGGGGUGUCCCUCGGAGGUGCCAAGGAAGCAUGCCCUACCAACCUGUAUACCCACGGUGGCGAGUGCUGCAAAGCCUGCAACCUGGGCGAGGGUGUGGCCCAGCCGUGCGGAGCCAACCAGACUGUGUGUGAACCCUGCCUGGACAGUGUGACAUUCUCCGACGUGGUGAGCGCCACUGAGCCGUGCAAGCCGUGCACCGAGUGCGUGGGUCUGCAGAGCAUGUCGGCGCCGUGCGUGGAGGCUGACGAUGCCGUGUGUCGCUGCGCCUACGGCUACUACCAAGAUGAGGCGACCGGGCGCUGCGAGGCGUGUCGGGUGUGCGAGGCGGGCUCGGGCCUGGUGUUCUCCUGCCAGGACAAGCAGAAUACCGUGUGCGAGGAGUGCCCCGACGGCACCUACUCUGAUGAGGCCAACCACGUGGACCCGUGCCUGCCGUGCACCGUGUGUGAAGACACUGAGCGCCAGCUACGCGAGUGCACACGCUGGGCAGACGCCGAGUGUGAGGAGAUUCCUGGCCGGUGGAUGACACGGUCCCCGCCCCCGGAGGGCUCGGACAGCAUGGCCCCCAGCACCCAGGCGCCUGAGGGACCUCCGGAACAAGAGCUGCUGGCCAGCACAGCAGCGGAUGUGGUGACCACCGUAAUGGGCAGCUCCCAGCCCGUGGUGACCCGGGGCACUGCCGACAGCCUCAUCCCGGUCUACUGCUCCAUUCUGGCUGCUGUGGUCGUUGGCCUUGUGGCCUACAUCGCCUUCAAGAGGUGGAACAGCUGUAAGCAGAGCAAGCAAGGAGCCGACAGCCGCCCCGUGAACCAGACGCCCCCACCUGAGGGAGAAAAACUGCACAGUGACAGCGGCAUCUCCGUGGACAGUCAGAGCCUGCAUGACCAGCAGCCGCACACGCAGACAGCCUCUGCCCAGGCCCUGAAGGGUGACGGAGGCCUUUACAGCAGCCUGCCACCUGCCAAGCGCGAGGAGGUAGAGAAGCUGCUUGACGGUUCGGCGGGGGACACCUGGCGGCACCUGGCAGGCGAGCUGGGUUACCCACCUGAGCACAUAGACUCCUUCACGCAUGAGGCUUAUCCUGCCCACGCCCUGAUGGCCAGCUGGGCUGCCCAGGACAGCGCCACACUGGAUGCCCUCCUGGCUGCACUGCGCCGCAUCCAGCGAGCUGACAUCGUGGAGAGCCUGUGCAGUGAGUCUACAGCCACGUCCCCAGUGUGAGCCGCCGCCGCUGCCCUGGGGAGCCCCUGCCGCACCCCUACGCGCCAAUGAGAGAUGCUCCAGCCAAUCCCCAGGAGCCCGCCCCUCAUACCCCACCCCGGGGUG